This is a messenger RNA of Priapulus caudatus, 705 nucleotides long. Its product is annotated as elongation of very long chain fatty acids protein 2-like. The coding region runs from base 1 to 378 and encodes 125 amino acids. The transcript is spliced from 4 exons. Gene Ontology annotation, cellular component: membrane. The record is from RefSeq and is a predicted model, not a curated record. NCBI's taxonomy places the organism in Eukaryota, Metazoa, Priapulida, Priapulimorpha, Priapulimorphida, Priapulidae. Gene Ontology annotation, molecular function: fatty acid elongase activity.
AUGUCAGUUUACUGUUUAGGGAAGGAGCUGAAGGUACGAAGUACACUGCAGAUGUCCAGGUACGUCUCUAUCUAUCCGUCAGGUACGUCUCUCUAUCUCUCCGUCAGGUACACGUGGCCAGCGAUCGCCGUCAUGCUGGGACUGAACAGCUUCGUGCACGUGCUGCUCUACUGCUACUACGGCGUGACGGUGCUGCACGGACGCGUCGACGUCGGCUGGAAGCGUGCGCUCACGCAGCUGCAGAUCCUCCAGUUCGUCGUAGGGAUGAUGUUCGGAGGCUGGGGCUACCUGCACCACGGCUUCUGCAUCUACAGCAUGCUGUACGGACUCACGAUGACGCUGCUCUUCUCAAACUACUACCGCCACGCCUACAUGUAGGGGGCGCCACCACUACCUGCACCACGGCUACAUGUAGGGGGCGCCACCACUACCUGCACCACGGCUUCUGCGUCUACAGCGCGCUUUACGGACUCAUGAUGAUGCUGCUCUUCUCAAACUACUACUGCCACGCCUACAUGUAGGGGGCGCCACCACUACCUGCACCACGGCUUCUGCGUCUACAGCGCGCUUUACGGACUCACAAUGAUGCUGCUCUUCUCAAACUACUACUGCCACGCCUACAUGUAGGGGGCGCUGCUGCUACCUGCAGCACGGCUACCGCCACGCCUACAUGUAGCAGUCUGCCACGAAAAACUUUCCCACCCU